This is a messenger RNA of Medicago truncatula (barrel medic), 3009 nucleotides long. RefSeq names its product putative pentatricopeptide repeat-containing protein At5g37570. Gene Ontology annotation, molecular function: RNA binding; protein binding. Bases 380 to 2101 code for a protein of 573 amino acids. Lineage: Eukaryota; Viridiplantae; Streptophyta; Magnoliopsida; Fabales; Fabaceae. The transcript is spliced from 4 exons. Gene Ontology annotation, biological process: RNA modification. The record is from RefSeq and is a predicted model, not a curated record.
AAUAAUUACAUUGCAAAAUGAAGAAAUCAGCACUAUAACUUUUAGCUUCCCCUGCUUAAUAUAUCCAAAAAAUAUAAAUAAAAAGUGAAACUGGGAGGAAGUAUAUUCUACUCUAGGACAGAAACAAUACUGCGAUAGAUUCUAGAAUUUUGAGAUAAUUUUGUGAUGUUGCAAAGUGCAAAACUUACUGCUGGGAAUGUAGUGGCAGGACAGUUCUGACUCUGAGUUUCAACAAAAAACAUUGAUUUGACACAUACCCGUAAAUUACUGACAGUUGUGUUAUUUUUUAUUUUUUUUGAAGGAUACUGACAGUUUGUUAUGUUAAUGUCAAAAACAUACUUUUGUUUUUUUGUUUUUAAUCAAAAGUGUUGAACUCAAAAUGAGUAUCACCACUUCAACAUUCUUUAUUCUUCCUUUAAACCAAUUCCUCAACAAUGCCAAAAACAUUUCUCAUCUUAAACAAAUCCAUGCACUUUUUCUCAAACACCUCCCUCAAAACGCACCUCAUCACUUUUUUGAUCGUCUGCUAUUUCGGGUUCUCCACUUCAGUGCUGAAAAAUCCAAUCUUUACUAUGCCCACAAACUGUUUGAUACAAUGCCAAACUGCUCCAAUUGUUUCAUUUGGACUUCUCUCAUUCGCGCAUUCCUUUCCCAUCACACUCAUUUUCGCCAUUGCAUUUCCACCUUCGCUAUAAUGCACCAAAAAGGGAUUUUGCCGUCUGGUUUCACAUUCUCUUCGGUUCUCAAUGCUUGUGGGCGUGUCCCUGCUGUGUUCGAAGGGAAACAAGUUCAUGCAAGGUUGGUCCAGUCGGGGUUUCUUGGAAACAAGAUUGUGCAAACUGCAUUACUGGACAUGUAUGCAAAAUGUGGCUAUGUAUGUGAUGCACGUGACGUGUUUGAUGGAAUGGUUGACAGAGAUGUUGUUGCAUGGACAGCUAUGAUUUGUGGGUAUGCCAAGGCGGGGAGAAUGGUUGAUGCAAGGUUGCUGUUUGAUAACAUGGGGGAAAGGAAUUCUUUUACUUGGACUACUAUGGUUGCUGGAUAUGCAAACUAUGGAGACAUGAAAGCUGCCAUGGAAUUGUAUGAUGUCAUGAAUGGCAAGGAGGAGGUCACGUGGGUUGCAAUGAUAGCUGGGUAUGGGAAGUUGGGGAAUGUGAGUGAAGCUAGAAGGAUAUUUGAUGAAAUACCAGUGCCAUUGAAUCCAUCAACUUGUGCGGCAUUGCUGGCUUGUUAUGCCCAAAAUGGACAUGCUAGGGAAGCUAUAGAGAUGUAUGAGAAAAUGAGACGAGCAAAGAUUAAAGUCACUGAUGUGGCAAUGGUGGGUGCCAUAUCAGCUUGUGCUCAACUUAGGGACAUUAGAAUGUCUAACUUGCUAACAUACGAUAUCGAGGAGGGUUUUUGUGAAAAGACACAUAUUGUUUCCAAUGCAUUAAUCCACAUGCAAUCAAAGUGUGGAAAUAUAGACUUGGCAUGGAGGGAGUUCAAUAUAAUGAGAAACAGAGAUUUGUAUACUUACAGUGCAAUGAUUGCAGCUUUUGCUGAGCAUGGGAAAUCACAAGAUGCUAUAGAUCUUUUCUUGAAGAUGCAGCAGGAAGGUUUAACGCCAAACCAAGUUACAUUUGUUGGGGUCCUCAAUGCAUGUAGCACUUCAGGUCUAAUUGAGGAAGGUUGUAGGUUUUUUCAGAUUAUGACUGGGGUGUAUGGUAUUGAGCCCUUACCCGAGCAUUAUACUUGCAUGGUUGAUCUUCUUGGUAGGGCCGGGCAAUUGGAAAAAGCAUACAGUCUCAUAAAGGAGAAUUCAACUAGUGCUGAUGCAACAACUUGGGGUUCUUUAUUAGCAGCUUGCCGGGUUUAUGGCAAUGUGGAAUUGGGUGAGAUUGCUGCCAGACAUCUCUUUGAGAUUGACCCUACAGAUUCUGGAAAUUAUGUUCUUCUAGCAAACACUUAUGCAUCAAAUGAUAAAUGGGAGCGUGCAGAAGAAGUUAAGAAGUUGAUGAGUAAAAAGGGAAUGAAAAAACCUUCGGGGUAUAGCUGGAUUCAAAGAGAGACCAAAGGACAGUAUCAAGAAGAAGCACGUUGCUUGAUAGUUUCAGCCAGUUAGACAUGAAACCAUUAAGAAAGGCUGCCAUACAAGUAUCAAUUCAGUAAUUCUAACAUGAGCUUUUGAAUUACGAGCUUUAUUUUCUGGAUCAUCAUACAUGAAACCAUUAAGAAAGGCUGCCAUACAAGUAUUCUGCUGUGCAGAACUGAUAUACUGAGGAUGAGGAUGGGAAUGGGGUAUCUAGAAUUUUCUCACUAGGAGAGCCUCUCUGAGUGUUGAACCUUUGCAGAAUUGCACGUGGAAGGCUGUAUGUAUGCUUUGAACAUGGCUUUGGAGGUCCUUGGUAUCAGUUUCCCAUCCGACGUAAAUAAUGGCCAUUGUAAUAAUAAGAUAUGUCAUUGGCAUGGUCAUUUCCUUCUUAUCAGUAAUGUGGCCCUGGCUGGAGUUAUGAUUGAUCCGCAAGCAUUUUGCAGCAAAUUUUUCAGGUGUAACAAAGUUCUACUUCGCUGGGUGAUAUGCCGUCUUGUUAAAAGACACUUAGCUGCACUGCUACAUAUUGGAAGAUCAUCCAGAUCCUCUAGAGACUAGAGUGUUUGGAUUGUCAGGUGGACCAUGACUAUUCAAUUUAGGAUGGGGUCAAUGUGUAUCUAAACGUAUCUUCGUACAGGGCAUUUGAGCUGUAUGCUUCAACGUCUCGUCUUUACAACUAGCCUCUAAAUUGACAUCAAAAUAAUGUUUUAAAAAUGGAAGCUAUUAGAUAAUGAAUUGGUUUUACUUUGAACCUUUCUUGUUUUUUGGUUUGAUUCAAUUUCAGUUGAUUCAUACAUUUAGUUGGUCGAACCAAUAAAAUUAAAACUAAAGAUGAUGUCGUUUGAUUACUUUUAAAAAAUUAGUCUAAAUUCAGGGAAUGAUAUUAAACUUGUAGUUGUUUUUAGAAGCACUUGUCAGUAUAGUAUCAAAACUCAUAG